AGAAGCAUACCACCUCCUCUCCUCUCCUUUCAUCUCAUGGCUGCUCCCGCUCUCAAGUUCGCCGUCGUCAUGCUUCUGGCCGCCCUCUGCGCCGCCGCGCUGGCCCCGGCCACAUCGGGGCAGCCCACUGAUGACGGGCUAGCCACGUGCAUCGACCGCUGCGGGUGUGUGCCCUGCCCGGAAGGGAAGUUCUGCCCCGCCGUGUGCACGACCCCGCCGGCCUGCAAGGCCACAUGCGAGUGCACCUACUCCGGCGUGGGCUGCUAGGCCCGGCUGCGAACUGGCGACGCCACAUGCGCCCGCCGCCGCUGCGUCUGUCAGAGCCAACACUAUAUUGUACUACUUUCAUUCGAAGUUACUUGUCGAAAAAAUGAAUGUAUCUAGAUGGUUUUUAGUUGUAGACACGUGCAUUUUUGUGACAAGUAAUUCCGAACGGAGGGAGUAACUUGUAAGCCCUUUAUGUCUGCAUGUAUUGUGCGUGUCUGUGCUGUGAUGUGCUAAUAAAAUGUCAACGGAUCGAUCCAUGAGACAAAAAUAAAUAUAUGGAAAUGUUAUCUUCGUUCCACAGUGUAUAUUACUUUCAUCA
This is a messenger RNA of Triticum aestivum (bread wheat), 586 nucleotides long. RefSeq lists its product as uncharacterized. The record is from RefSeq and is a predicted model, not a curated record. The transcript has a single exon. Bases 37 to 267 code for a protein of 76 amino acids. Lineage: Eukaryota; Viridiplantae; Streptophyta; Magnoliopsida; Poales; Poaceae.